AUGGACAAUGACACAGAUAAAGAUACGGAAAUGACAUCUGAUAGUGCGGUUAAAAAUGGAAGACUUUUCAUUGUAUUAUUUACUAUCUUUAUAUUUCAAGGGAUUUUACUAAUCAUUUGCAAUGGUUCGGUGCAAAUAGUAUUAUUUAAGCGUCGCCAUCUUAGACGUCAGUAUCUCAUCUUGCUAGCACAGAUUUUCGCAGAUAUAUCACUUGCAUUUGGUUUAUGUGUGUCCGGUAUUGGGAGAUUAAUUAUGCUAAUAGCUAGCCCACCACGGAUAAGUAGACAAUUUUGUUUGCUGCUGCCAUGGACGGUGAUCAAUGUUUGGGCGGAGCCAUUAUCAGCCACGGCUACACUUAUGGUAAGCGUAGAUCGUCUCAUAUCACUUUUAUUUCCAGUGCGUUAUUUUGAGCAGUGCUAUUCAUAUCAGAUCAAGCAAAUCAUUGCAUUCUUCGUACCCAUCUUUUUUUUUGGCAUAACUGCGUGGACAGCAUCUUUCACACGUGUCGAUGAACAACUGGAUAAGACUGGCGAUGUUCUGAAACCAAUUUUCGCUGAUCUUAGCAUCAUUAUAAUGAUCACUUCCACGUCGCUUAGUGUUAUCCUUUACAUUGUUGUUUAUAUAUUUAGUAGAAAACACAUUAAUCGAAUAAGAAGCAAUCAGACGGAAACAAACAGACGAAUAUUUGAAUCUCGUCAGAAGAAACUAACUACAACGAUGGGCGUUUCCUGCGUGUUCACGUUAAUUUUUUAUGUCUUACCAAUGAGUCUCAAGUUAUGCAUCAGCGAUACCGACAACGACCCAACUACUCGUUAUGCAAGUUUAAUACGUAUUAGCGCAGUAAUCAGCUGUAAUUUGAAUCCACUGGCUAAUAUUGCUUCAGUGCUUGUCAAACAGGACGACAUCGCCUGCUGCGUAUGGCAGUUCUUUCCUAAAUGCAUUCAAAAGUGUGUUAAUGUCACGCAUCGAGUAACGGAUGUCUACGUAGGAAACACGGAAGCUAUCACCAAAUUAAAUAGAACUGUAACAUCAAGCAAAAUGGAUGAGUUGCAAAGCACAAGGAAAAUUAGGAAUAAUUCCGCUAGUAAUAAUAAUAACCACUGA
Molecule: messenger RNA, 1104 nt
Organism: Thelazia callipaeda (thelaziosis nematode)
Lineage: Eukaryota; Metazoa; Nematoda; Chromadorea; Rhabditida; Thelaziidae
Source: the annotation of a GenBank genome assembly